Megalops cyprinoides (Indo-Pacific tarpon) is the source of this 1957-nucleotide messenger RNA. RefSeq names its product HOP homeobox (gene hopx). Bases 279 to 521 code for a protein of 80 amino acids. The record is from RefSeq and is a predicted model, not a curated record. NCBI's taxonomy places the organism in Eukaryota, Metazoa, Chordata, Actinopteri, Elopiformes, Megalopidae. Gene Ontology annotation, biological process: cell differentiation; regulation of transcription by RNA polymerase II. Gene Ontology annotation, molecular function: DNA binding. The transcript has 2 exons. Gene Ontology annotation, cellular component: nucleus.
UAAACGUUGAAUUCCUAGCUGCAUGUUGGCUGUUCUGUGUUCAUUCACACGGUUCAAGCACUGGAGUACAGCGCGUCUUUUGUUUAGUCAGCAAAUUGCAAAUAGCUGUAAUUGCUAAAAAGUGCCUGUUCGUCUAAUUUUAUUUGCUAACUGUCGUUGGCGUUCCCUGCAAGGCAAAGCAUCAUUUGUGCGUGAAAUUCAACUUCGACUCAGAAGUACUCUGAAGCGCCCGUAAUAACCUGAAAAAUCUCUGAAAUUUUAGAGGGAAACAGCUUGAAAUGGCUUCGAACGGGGGAAACGCAGAUGCUGCUGAAGGCUUGGAGCUCGCCGAGGACCAGAUUAAACUUCUGGAGGAGAACUUCAUGAAAGUCAGCAAGCAUCCGGACGAGACCACUCUCAUGCUGAUCGCCGCCGAGUGCGGUCUGUCCGAGGAGGACACAGCAAAAUGGUUCAAGCAACGGAAUGCCCAGUGGAGACAGUCGGAGGGUCUUCCCGCUGAACUGGGAUCAGUGAUGGACUGAGAGAGAUGAAUGCCACCCUAUCACGUCUCAGGCCGACCUGGCUGACUGCAGCUCAGGGACGAUGCUGCGGCCUUUCCUUCUCUGCCCUCUCCUUCUGUAUCUAGACUGUACUCACUCACUGAAUGUGAACGGCCUGUGAAAGUCUCAUAUAGAAUAGAAUACGUUUUACUUUAGUAAAAGGACAAAACGCAUUUAACUAUGAUAUGUACAUAAAUGUUAUACAUGCUUAAUAUUUACAAUACUGUUACAAACCACACUGUGUAAAAAUAACCAUAUGCAUUUGAAAAUAAGAAUAUAUUAUAUAUAUAUGGAAACAUUGUGGUCUGUAUAGGCAUAGAAUGUACGGCCCACCAGAAGCAAGGGUGCAUUUCUCUGGCACAGGGAACUCUGAACUCUUAUCUCAACUCCUCUUGGAGGCUGACAUCACUGUCCGAGCACACUUAUCAGUGAACAUGUGCAUGUGAAUGUGCAUGUACCUUCUAUGUAGUUAUCUGCAAAACACCUCCUGUUUUCACUACACUGGAUGUGAAAGUGACAGGCGGCAGGUAGGGGCAGACAACUGCCCUCUGCGUGUGCGAUGCGAUCGGGAGGCUUUCACAGCCUUGUUAAAUAUACAUGAGGCGUCGCCGGCUAGCCUCCAUCAGGCUGGAAGCACCUGCUCUUUAUGGGGGAGCCUGGGUGGUGGCCAGAGUUCUCCACAGGCGCUGAUCGGCCAGCAGGUGAUUAGAGAGCUCUCUGCUCCGGAUUCUAUGCUUCUAUGCUUUUGCAGAGUCGUAUGUACCCGCUUAGCAGCAAAACAUGCAUUCAUCUGUGCGCAGAUGUGUGUGAGAGAGACACAGACAGACUGCCCCACUAACAGCCCAGUAUAUCACCACAUGUCACAGCCUAAGGGACCAGCGAUCAGCACUGUGCAUGAGGGAGGAUACCACAAUAGUUCAGUUUACCAGCACUGGUCAUUUCUGUACUCUUCUUAUAAUAGCCUACUUUUUAUUGUGAUUCCUUGUGUGAGGGAGAGAAAGAGAGAGGGAGGUGGGAAAGAGAAGAGAAAAUGUUUCUGUUUAACGGGUAACAGGCCAUAUACUUAAACAAAUAGGUACAUUAAUAUGAUACUACAUUUUGUAGAGCUAAACAUUUUGUUUCUGUUUAUGCAUUCUGUGUAUGAAUGUUUGUUUUGCUUUGGCAACACUGAUGUAUUUGUCCUUCCAAUAAUGCUAAUAAAGUUUAUUGAAUAGAACUGACAAAGACAGACAUACACACCAAUAGUGUGACAGAGCGAGAUUGUCAAAGAGUGAAAUACAUAGUCACUGCGAGACAGAAAAAUGACAGAGUGAUAGAGUCAGAUGCACCCAAAAGGAGUGCCAGGUAGAUGCUGACACAGAGAAUUUUAUACUGAUACAGGACAUAUUGGUCAUCCACGGUGACCAGGAUCCAAAGUU